AUGAAUGCUGCUACUGCUUUUAAAGUAAUGAAAGAUUUGCAAAAUGCAUUCAGAAUAGUGGCAUUUUUGCAUCUCUACGACUACUUGUGGCCACACCAAGCUGUUGUUCGUGAUGGCGUUAGUUAUGACUUCAUUGUGGUCGGUGGUGGAACAGCAGGAAGUGUCAUUGCCAACAGACUUUCAGAAAUCGAACAUAUCAAUGUUUUGCUUAUUGAAGCCGGCGGCAAUCCACCUUAUGAAUCAGAUCUUCCUGCCGUACCACUUUUAAUGCAAAGGUCUCGUUACGACUGGAACUAUACAGAAGAGCUCGAUGGAUUUCAAGAUUCGUGUCGUCAUACACCUUCUCGUAAAAUAACUUUCGGAAAAAUGUUAGGUGGCACCAGCUCCUUAAAUUAUAUGGUUUAUCAUAGAGGACAACCCAGUGAUUAUGAUUCAUGGGCUGAGAUAGCUAAUGAUGCAACAUGGAAAUGGGAACAUGUUUUACCAUAUUUUAUCAAAUCCAUCAAGCUAAAUGAUGCACAAAUUCUUCAGUCGGAAAGCAAAAAAUACUAUGGAACUGAUGGAUUACUCCAAUUAACAAAAGACCACCGUAAAGGAAUAGAUGAAUUCUUAGAUGCCUACCGAGAACUUGGACAUGAUGUAUUUCAUGACUUCAAUGAAAAUAAUGUUGUAGGAUUUUCUGCUCAGAUGUUCACGAUGGCUAGUAAAUCUCGUUAUAGUUCAGCCCUAGCAUAUUUAUCGCCACUCAAAAAUCGGCGUAACCUUCACGUGUUGAAAAAUACAUUAGUAACUAAAAUUUUGUUUGACGAAAACAAAAAAGCUGUCGGUGUAGAAGUUCUUACUGAAGAUCGUAAAACGAUGACAUUGAAGGCUAAAAAAGAAGUAAUUGUAUCCGCUGGAGUAAUGAAUACACCUAAACUGUUAAUGUUAUCUGGUGUUGGACCAGAAGAACAUUUGAAACUCAACAAUAUUGAGGUGGUUUCAAAUUUACCUGUAGGUGAGAACCUACAGGAACAUGCUAAUGUCAUUAUAGUCCACGAUAUAGAUAUUGGUCCUCUACCACCACCGAAUCUUUAUGCACUAACAGGAUUCUCAUUCACCGGUUUCAUUUCACUGAACCAAUCUUCUAAAAUUCCUGAUUACCAGCAAAUGACGUAUGUAACUUUGCCAGAACCACUUUUAUAUUUUUGCACAUUUGCGUUCAGAUUUAGCGAAGAAGUCUGCAAUAAUAUUUAUAAGAAUAGUGUUAAUAAAAGUCAAGCCAUGAAUGAAAUAAUUCAUAUCAACCCAAAGUCACGAGGGAAAGUGCUCUUAAAAAGUACAGACCCUGAAGACGCACCUAUUAUAGAUGUUGGAUUAUAUUCAAAUAAAGACGACAUUGAAAAUCACAUUGAUUAUAUUUUGGACUUUUUACGCGUGAUGAAUACGACAUAUUAUAAUAAAGUUGACGCAGUGAUGGCAGAUGCAGCUCCUAAGUGUAAUAAGUAUGGAAAAGAAACUAGAGAAUACUGGCGUUGUUAUAUUAUGUGUAUGUCAUCUGGAAUGAGUCACAUGACUAGUACAUGUCCCAUGGGCGCAGUUGUUGAUAGUAGAUUAAGAGUUCAUGGUGUGAAAGGUCUCCGUAUAGCUGAUGCUAGUGUGAUGCCAACAAUAACAAGAGGGAAUCCAAUGGCUGCAGUUAUUAUGAUUGGAGAAAAAGUAUCUGAUAUGAUAAAACAGGACCAUAAUUUGAUAUGA
Messenger RNA from Spodoptera litura, 1737 nucleotides. Its product is annotated as ecdysone oxidase-like. Lineage: Eukaryota; Metazoa; Arthropoda; Insecta; Lepidoptera; Noctuidae. Gene Ontology annotation, molecular function: oxidoreductase activity, acting on CH-OH group of donors; flavin adenine dinucleotide binding. The record is from RefSeq and is a predicted model, not a curated record.